Messenger RNA from Fusarium falciforme, 1317 nucleotides. Its product is annotated as Peptidase A1 domain-containing protein. Lineage: Eukaryota; Fungi; Ascomycota; Sordariomycetes; Hypocreales; Nectriaceae. The coding region runs from base 1 to 1317 and encodes 438 amino acids. The record is from RefSeq and is a predicted model, not a curated record. Gene Ontology annotation, biological process: proteolysis. The transcript has a single exon. Gene Ontology annotation, molecular function: aspartic-type endopeptidase activity.
AUGCAUGCGUUUCACCAUCUCACCGUACUGCUGAUCGGCAUUCUGCCUGCAUCCGCGUCUACCCUCCCACAUCCCGACGGUGACCGCCAUGUCAAUGCCAGCUGCAGCAGAAGCGUUGCAGUACCCGCGGUAUGGAACGGGUUCGGGUACCUGUUCAACAUCACCGUGGGUACUCCUCCGCAGGAGCUGACGAUGCUCAGUGACUGGACGUGGAUGUCUCUCUUUGUCAGAUCAGGAAGGUGUCUCAACCAAUACGACCCUUCUCUGUGUCUCGGCACCUCUGGUCAGACAUGGUUCGAUGAGAGAGCGUCCACCUCAUUCGCCAACACGUCGUUACCUCAACUGUCAUGGCCGCUUACGGCCUUCGCCCCGAACUUCACCGUCGACUACGGAACGGAUGACGUGUGCAUCGGCGACCUCUGCUCCGCCGGUACGGUCCUACAGGUGUCAGAUUUCCCGUACCCCGGUGAGGGGAUCCCCAAGGUCCCAUUCGGCGGCAUAUUCGGCAUGGCCCCGGUUACGGCCGGUCUCAACGAAACGUUCCACCCUGCCAAUUACCAGGCAUGGAAGGCGGGGAGACUCGGUUCUCGCGUGGGCUGGAACUCCUGUGCCGCACUGGCAUCGUCUGAUCCGUGUCUCGGUGGUGAGGCGAAGCUCGUUUUUGGCGGUACUGAUUCGUCUUUGUACGAUAAUGAUACCCUGCGGAUAUACGAGAUCCAGAAUCCAGACUGGUUAUCCGAUGCCUUCUACCCGCUUACACCCCCACGGGAAAACUACUGGACGACUCCACUGACAGGCAGUUGGAUCCUUGGAACCUCAGAGGAAGGGUCCCGGAACUUUGCGGUUCCUUUUAGCGGCUCCAACGGUAGCAAUGUCACUCCGCUUGCAGUUCUCGACGAGGGCUCUGAGGGUCUCGGUGCACCUCUGUCGCUCAACGCCUACAAUUGGCUAGUUGAUCAAGUAAGAGGCACUCUUGCAUCGAACGAUACCAUUGAAGAGAUCCAUGCCCAAGGAUCAUCAGGAUUCAAUACCGCCGAGCAGGAUUGGUACACCGUAUCCUGCGAUGAAAUCGACAGCUACCCUGAGCUUGUCUACGAGCUCAAUGGGCACACCAACUACACCAUUCCCCCACAAGAUUAUGUCACCAAGAUUGGCGACUCAUCUACAUGUUAUCUUAACGUCAACGUUUGGAAGUAUGGUCGUACUGAAGAUGGAAACGCCAAGGUGGCUCUGCUGGGUCUUGCGUUCUUGAAGCGGGUGUACGUGGUGUUGGAUUUUGAGACUCAAUCCUUUGGGCUUGCGCCUCUCUCUAUGUAG